Molecule: messenger RNA, 919 nt
Organism: Pogona vitticeps (central bearded dragon)
Lineage: Eukaryota; Metazoa; Chordata; Lepidosauria; Squamata; Agamidae
Gene: LSM6
Product: LSM6 homolog, U6 small nuclear RNA and mRNA degradation associated
Biological process (GO): maturation of SSU-rRNA; mRNA splicing, via spliceosome
Cellular component (GO): U4/U6 x U5 tri-snRNP complex; P-body; sno(s)RNA-containing ribonucleoprotein complex
Molecular function (GO): RNA binding
Source: RefSeq, a predicted model, not a curated record
UCGCCACCGCGUCUCCUGGCUAAGUCGCCUCACGAUUAAGUGAACGAAGCAAGCGACUGCCGCUGCCUCGAACUCGGCUUGCCUUAGGCCAGCGUUGGCAAGGCGGGAGAGCAGCCUAGCGUGAGGCCGCCGAAGCCUGGCUGCUCUUUUUUCUUCUUCCUCCCGCCUUCCGCCCCACGGCUCGCUGUGCCCGUAGAAAAGGCGCCCGCCCAAGCAGUCUCCGGGAACGGCGUCCCUCUAAGGCCCUGCAAUCGUCUGUAGCUUUAGCAGAAUGGGUGGCUGCGAAUAGUCCCUGUUUCCAUGUUUGGUGGAAGUAGCUACGUUCAGUUUCGUCCUCAAACGCAUUCUUCCUAUGAGUGAAUUUGAAUCCAGGUGUCCCCGAUUUCGAGUAGCCCUAACGAUCACGUUGCCCACGCCUUUUAAGCUUUUAAUCUUUCGAGAUCUGGAACAAUGAGUCUACGGAAACAAACCCCAAGUGAUUUCUUGAAACAAAUCAUAGGAAGGCCAGUCGUUGUAAAAUUAAAUUCUGGAGUUGAUUAUCGAGGUGUGCUGGCGUGCUUGGAUGGUUACAUGAAUAUAGCUCUAGAACAGACAGAGGAAUAUGUAAAUGGACAAUUGAAGAAUAAAUAUGGAGAUGCUUUCAUCAGAGGAAACAAUGUUUUGUAUAUAAGCACACAGAAGAGGAGAAUGUGAACCUACCUGAAGAUGGAAUAUUUUGUACUGCAACUUUUAUUUCUUAAAAUUCUUUUGUUUGUUGCUGAAUAUUUCAGUAAACAAGAUUAUUAUAGUGUGCUGUAAAGUUACAUGACCUGUAUAGAAGACUAGAUAUCUUUUAAUAUGUAAAAACAAAGUGGAAUUUUUUUUUCUCAGUUUGGUAUAUUUUUGUUAUACUUUGAAAAGAAAUAAAAAUGGAAAAUAA